Molecule: messenger RNA, 2038 nt
Organism: Malania oleifera
Lineage: Eukaryota; Viridiplantae; Streptophyta; Magnoliopsida; Santalales; Ximeniaceae
Product: cytochrome P450 94A1-like
Exons: 1
Coding region: 293-1825 (510 amino acids)
Molecular function (GO): heme binding; oxidoreductase activity, acting on paired donors, with incorporation or reduction of molecular oxygen; iron ion binding
Source: RefSeq, a predicted model, not a curated record
GAUAUCUAAUACUGUUUUAUGAAAAUAAUAAAAAUUACUGUUUUAACUUGACUAGGUACAGAAAAAAAUUACAAUGAUUAACCCCUAAAAAACUUGAGAAAUUUGGUGAUAGAUAUUUAGAAGUCAGCGCCGAAGUUCUGAAGCUUCCACAACAGUAUUGGCCAUUGAUUAAGCAUCUUAUAAAUUUCAGCUUCCCCUGUCCCAAUUCCCUUCACAAUUACAUUCUCUUUUACACUUUUGUUAAGCAUCCUUUAGGCCAGACCAGAGAUCCUCCUUCCUCUGUUCAUCAGCCAUGUUUUACCUUCAGCUCUCAACCGCGCUCCUCUUCUGUCUUCUACUUCUCAUCUCCUUCCUCUUCCUCAACCUCACUGCUAUUUUCAGAAAAAAAUCACCCUCUGUCCCCGAUAAGCUUCCCAGAUCUUAUCCUUUGAUCGGUUCCUCUCUUGCACUCUCUGCCAACAAAGACAGACGAAUCCAAUGGGUUGCGGAAAUCUUGAUGAACUCCCCCUCUUCAACCUUCGUCCUCCAACGCUCCCUGGGCCUUCGCAUCCUCUACACCGCAAACCCCUCCAAUGUCCAGCACAUCCUCAAGACCCAUUUCCAUAUCUACCAAAAAGGCGACUUCUACCGAAACACUCUCCAAGACUUUCUCGGCGACGGCAUCUUUAACGCCGACGGAGAGACCUGGAAGUUCCAAAGGCAGGUUUCAAGCCACGAAUUCAACACCAAGUCUCUGCGUAAUUUCAUCGAAAACGUGGUGGAUGCCGAGCUCUCCGAGCGCCUCCUCCCCAUCCUCUCCGCUGCGGCCAAGAACAAAACCGUCCUCGAUUUUCAAGAUAUCCUUCAAAGAUUUGCGUUCGAUAAUGUAUGUAAGAUUGCGUUCGGAUACGAUCCCGGGUACUUAUCCCCAUCUCUUCCCCAAGAAAAAUUUGCGCAAGCUUUCGAAGAUGCCACCAACAUCAGCAGCUACAGAUUCUCUUCGAUCUUCCCGCUGAUAUGGAAGCUGAAGAAACUUUUCGAUAUUGGAUCCGAAAAGCGACUCCGAAUCGCAAUAUCCGAAAUACGCGAAUUCGCAAAACAAGUCAUCAGAGAAAAGAAACAAGAGUUAUGCGAGAAGUCUUCUCUGGAAUCCGUGGAUCUUUUGUCGAGGUUUCUGAGUUCAGGACAUUCGGAUGAGAACUUUGUGACAGAGAUAGUCAUCAGCUUCAUACUGGCGGGUCGGGACACAACCUCUGCGGCUCUAACGUGGUUCUUCUGGCUUAUCUUCUGCAACCCAGAGAAGGAAGAAAAGAUUCUCACGGAGAUCAGAGAGAAAUCGGAAGCACCGGUCUACGAGGAAGUGAAGGAUAUGAUGUACACGCACGCGUCGCUCUGCGAGACCAUGAGGCUCUAUCCGCCGGUGCCGCUUGAUUCGAAGGAAGCGAUCGCCGACGACGUAUUGCCGACUGGGGAGGUGGUGAGAAAGGGAACGAGAGUGGCGUAUCUUCCAUACGCGAUGGGGAGGUUGGAGAAGCUGUGGGGCGUGGACUGGGCAGAGUACAGACCGGAGAGGUGGUUGGAGAUGGAACCAGUCGGGGGAAAGUGGAGGUUUGUGGCGAGGGACUCGUACGCGUAUCCAGUGUUUCAGGCGGGGCCCAGGAUAUGUUUGGGGAAGGAGAUGGCGUUUUUGCAGAUGAAGAGGGUGGUGGCGGGGGUUCUGCGGCGGUUUCGGUUGGUGCCGGCGGCGAAGGAAGAUUAUGAGCCGGUUUAUAUUUCGUUUUUGACUUCAAAAAUGAAAGACGGCUUCCCUGUGAGGAUCGAGGAAAGGGUAGAUGCUUGUGGAUGAUGAAGACGAACUUGAUAAAAUUAAGUACAUCAUAUUGUAUAAAGAAUACAAUAUGUAAUACGCACGGUUUUAAGGAUUUACAAUGUAAUGGGAAAAAGGGGGAGAGAGAUAUUACUCUAAUUGUAUUGGGAUUUAAAAUGAAUAUAUUAUUUGUGUUAACAUUUGUAUGUUUAUUCUCUUGGAUUUGAAUAAUACAAGUAAUCCUUUUUAUUA